Molecule: messenger RNA, 1924 nt
Organism: Pan troglodytes (chimpanzee)
Lineage: Eukaryota; Metazoa; Chordata; Mammalia; Primates; Hominidae
Product: speedy protein E12-like
Exons: 6
Coding region: 1101-1898 (265 amino acids)
Biological process (GO): positive regulation of cyclin-dependent protein serine/threonine kinase activity
Molecular function (GO): protein kinase binding
Source: RefSeq, a predicted model, not a curated record
GGGCUCUUGCUAUAUUGCCUAUACUGGUCUUGAACUGCUGGCCUCAGGCAGUCUUCCUCCCUUGGCCACCCAAAGAGAUGGGAUUACAAGCAUGAGCCACUGUGCACAGCUGAGAUUUUUCGACUUAGUCUUUUUGUACACCCAGUAUCUUAUAGAAUAUCCAUAAUAUAGAUUCAUAAAUAAACCAUUUCCUUCAAUGGUAUAAAUAAAUAAACCACUGCCAAAAAUGGUGGAAUUUUCUGAGUUAAGAGCAAUACAUAUGAUACAAAACUUGAUAUAUAGAGUUUCUUAGCCAAACUGGAGGGGCUGGCUUUAGGUGAUCCGUGGACUCCCUGAAAUUGGGGACACCAUUGGAAAUAUGUGUGAACUCAUGGGCAGUUUCCUAUGAUUUCCAGUCCUCAAAAUAUCUCUUGGACUCAAAGAUGCCUUAGGGCAGAGGACGCGUGUACCCCCAGUACAGAAUCUCAGACAGUGAAUGUCAGUAGACAUUCGGCAGAAAAGCUCUGCCAAAUUGAGUGCUCUGAUGUGACUUUUUCAUCAAGUCAAUGUUCCUGGGAUCUCUUGUACAUGAUAAUCUCACUCUUGUAAGGUUUCAUCGUUUCUGCUUACCCUACUUUUCUUUCCCAUCCUGAUCCCUCUCCCACCAGACCGGACUCUGAAACGGGCAUGUACAGAGAAGAGGAGACCCCAAUACGCUUCAAGCUUUGAGCGGAGAGGACACAGCCUCUGCUGGGACAGGGAACAGAGGGAUGCGGAGACCCUGAAGAUGCUUUUGGACAGUGGUCUGAGGUUGGGACAGUGGCAGGAGAUACCAUUCACCCAGGAUCUCCAGGACAAGAGAUCAGCCUGGCAGUUACAUGUGUUUUUGUUCAAACUAGUUGCCAGGUUGGCAUGAACGAUGACAUCAGAGAUUCCGACCUUCCUGAUUGGAGGGACCGGACUCUGUCGGCACCUGGCAGUUCAGUUGGACAACAGUAACUUCUCAGAGCUGUUCUCCACUCCUGACUUCUCCCAGCCUCGAGAAUUGAUAACACACUCUUCUGGAUCCCAGCAGUGUCCAGAAGAAGACCAAGGACAGAACAGAGACUAGGUUCGGUGAGAUGGGACAGAUUUUGGGAAAGAUCAUGAUGAGCCAUCAACCGCAGCCCCAGGAAGAGCAGAGCCCCCAGCGGAGCACCUCAGGGUACCCCCUCCAGGAGGUGGUGGAUGAUGAAGUGUCGGGACCAUCAGCCCCUGGGGUAGAUCCCAGCCCCCCACGUAGGUCCCUUGGCUGGAAAAGGAAGAGGGAGUGUUUGGAUGAAUCUGACGAUGAGCCAGAGCAGGAGCUCGCCCCUGAGCCUGAGGAGACCUGGGUGGCGGAGACGCUGUGUGGCCUCAAGAUGAAGGCGAAGCGACGGCGAGUGUCGCUCGUGCUCCCUGAGUACUACGAGGCCUUCAACAGGCUGCUUGAGGAUCCUGUCAUUAAAAGAUUCCUGGCCUGGGACAAAGAUCUGAGGGUGUCGGACAAGUAUCUCCUGGCUAUGGUCAUAGCGUAUUUCAGCCGGGCCGGCCUCCCCUCCUGGCAAUACCAACGCAUUCAUUUCUUCCUGGCUCUCUAUCUGGCCAAUGACAUGGAGGAGGACGACGAGGCCCCCAAACAAAAGAUCUUCUACUUCCUGUACGGGAAGACCCGCUCUCGCAUACCCUUGCUCCCUAAGCUUUGGUUCCAGUUAUGCCGUUACAUGAACCCGAGGGCCAGGAAGAACUGCUCUCAGAUAGCCUUGUUCCAGAAGCGUCGGUUCCAGUUCUUCUGUUCCAUGCGCUGCAGGGCUUGGGUUUCCCCGGAGGAGUUGGAGGAGAUCCAGGCUUAUGACCCAGAGCACUGGGUGUGGGCGCGAGAUCGCGCCCACCUUUCCUAGAGCUCCAGGGACCGUGGAGGCCUGAG